Molecule: messenger RNA, 921 nt
Organism: Danio rerio (zebrafish)
Lineage: Eukaryota; Metazoa; Chordata; Actinopteri; Cypriniformes; Danionidae
Gene: tmem242
Product: transmembrane protein 242
Source: RefSeq, marked validated
GGACUCGUCUGUAGGUCGGACCUAUUCAAGAUGUCAGUAGAGCAGGCGAGCGCGAGCGGAGCAGUCAGUGACAUUGUAGAAGAUGACAAAUCACAUCUGAUUAAAGGCGGUGCUUUUCUCGCUACCGUGGCCACUGCAGGCAUGAUUGCAGGCUUUGGUGCAACCCUAGCUGUGGCUAAGAAGAAGAGUCCGGACUGGUUUAAUAAGGGUAUAAUAGGAAGUGCUGCGGUGCCAGAAAGCGGCGCGUCUUUAGCAUUGCGGGCGUUGGGAUGGGGUUCACUUUACGCCUGGUGUGGAGUCGGCCUUCUCAGCCUCACCAUUUGGAAGGCUAUGGGGGUCCACAGUCUACAAGAAUUUCGUCAAAAAAUGCAAUCCAUUUUCCCUGCCAUCCCUAAAAAUGAAGACGCUCAAGCCAAUUCUGUUCCUUUUGACUGGAAUUCCAUCUUCAAGUCAAAAUGAGCUGAAAUGUCGAUUAGCAAGAACACGCAGACUUAACGGACUGUGGAAAUGUAUCGUAUGGCCGCUUUUAAUCAAGUGUGAGGCAACAGGACAGCCAUAUUUGGCCCAGUUACCGGAUUAAACAUCAAGCAUGAGGUCAAAGCACUGGAGAACGGCUGUCUAGAGGCCUGAAAGACUCCACACUUGAUUAUGUUUGCUGGAUUCCACAAGAAGAGACUCUAUGUUUGUACAUACUGUAAUAUCUGAGACCUUAUUUAAUUCACAGCUUUGCAAUCUUGCUAAAACAGUGGCCUUGUGUUGUUGUUUUGGUAAACAUGCUGUUGGAACAUUAGUUGUCCUUAAAAUGAGAAUAAUUUACCCUUCGGCUGGUGUUUUUUUACGGUAAAUGUAUCAAACUAAAGCAUCUUUUGUUUGAAAUAUGGUGUCGUGGUUACAAGGUCUAAUAAAAGCAUCUCACAAUAA